UUUAAGAAGACAUAGUUUAUAUACAUAUCUUUUCUCGGCUUUCUUCUUUAUAAUGUGAUAACCUUGUAACGUUUUCAUUGAAGGUCCUUGAGAACUGCAGACGACAUUAACGGGCAACUACUCUCUCCUAUUUUUACGAAAUACAAUUUUAUUGGAUAAAGACUAUUCGGUCUAACCAAUAGACGAGACUGAUACAAAAUCAAGUAACACGCGAAGGAAGUUAGCGGAAAGUCGACCAGAAGGUCUUACGCAAAAGGUAUCCUUAAGACACCUGUGUUACCUUAACCAUAAAGAUCUUGUGAGCAGAAAUGGCAUCUGUCUUUACACAUGGCUCCCUUCAACCACAGGUGUGGGCAGCAGUAUCUCAACUUUCUUCACUUGUCAGUGGUUUGCGGACUUUGUCUACUCCAACUGUUGGCAGAAAUCAUAGACAGCACACUACUUCCACAGCCGCCUCCACCCAAGAUCAACAAACAAGGCUGUCUGCAGAGGAGGUUCUUUCAUCUACACUGCCAAGGCUUCUGAAAGAGGGUGGACUUCAUGACCUUCCAAGUGACUUCCAUGUACAUGAUCUUUGCCCUUUGCUGGCCUAUAUAAAGAAAAAAGAGUCUUCAUCAUCACCAUGGCAAGAAUCUCAUGUUUCUGCCCAGAGUUUCUUUGAAAACAAAAAUGGGUUUCCCAGCAGCUGGUUAUUAAAGGAUGGAAUGCCAAAACACCUUGAACACAGCUCUGCAGUGUGGCAUGUUCUACGACAAAAUAUGCUGAGUCUUAAUACACAGCAACGACGAGGCUUUAAAACGUUGAGAUCAGAUAAAAUAGGAGGGCUGGGGAAAGAUAAAGCUGAUACAAGUUUCAUUGAAGAUCUUCGUUCCAGUGUAUCGUCUAAGGUGUUCAAAACAAAGUCUAAGCCUCGACAUACUGGAGAAUUCGCUAAACUUGUCACGGCUCAUGAAGCACAUCCUGAAGUUCAGGACAAGCUCAAGGUGGCAUUUGCAGAGGGUUAUCAUGCCAAAGAGAAAACAGAGACAGAGUCAAAGAACACAGUGUUGUCUAGGGGGUUUCGUUUUAUUUUUUAUCUAUGCCUUCUGUGGCUUGGCCUUCAGGUCAUACAAGUCUUCAGCGCUGUUGGUGGAGGUCCAGUACGUGGGCUAGGAGUACUUGGCAGAGAGCACUUUGAGAUUAAUCCAGAAGAAAUUCAUGUCACAUUUGCUGAUGUCAAAGGUGUCGCAGAGGCCAAGCAAGAGCUUCAAGAAAUUGUAGAGUUUUUGAAAGAUCCAGAAAAGUUUACAGCUCUUGGAGCUAAAUUGCCUAAAGGAGUGUUACUUGUUGGACCACCUGGUAUUGGGAAGACCCUUUUAGCUAGAGCAGUGGCUGGAGAAGCAGGUGUACCAUUCUUCCAUGCUUCAGGAUCUGAGUUCGAUGAGGUUUUUGUUGGCACAGGGGCCAAGAGGGUUCGGCAGUUGUUCUCUGCAGCCAAAAUGAAAGCACCUUGUGUGAUUUUUAUUGAUGAAAUUGACUCUGUUGGGGCCAAACGAACCAGUUCACAGAUCCAUCCCUAUGCUAACCAGACAAUCAACCAGUUAUUGUCUGAAAUGGAUGGCUUUGCGCAGAAUGAAGGAGUUAUAGUUUUGGGGGCAACAAAUCGCCGAGACAACUUAGAUCAGGCAUUGUUGAGACCUGGCCGGUUUGAUGUUGAGAUUCGUGUUUUCCCACCAGAUCUGAGAGGGCGAAAAGAAAUCCUUGAAUACUAUAUCAGCAAAAUUAAAAAGGACUCAGGUAUUGAUGUAGAUGUACUUGCCAAAGGAACAACUGGUUUUACAGGGGCAGAUCUAGAGAACAUGGUCAAUCAAGCAGCACUUAAAGCUGCUAUAGAUGGAGCAGUAACUGUUACCAUGGAGCAUUUUGACUUUGCUCGGGACAAAGUCAUUAUGGGCCCAGCAAAAAAAUCCAAGAUAUUAGAUGAAGAGACAAACUUGACAACUGCAUAUCAUGAAGCAGGACACACACUGGUGGCUUUCUACAGCAAAGACUCAGUCCCACUACACAAAGUUACCAUCAUUCCACGUGGGAUGUCUCUUGGCCACACCUCAUUCAUUGAGGACAAAGAGGUGUAUGGUAAAAACAUAUCACAACUCAAAGCGGAAAUGGAUGUGGCCAUGGGUGGCCGUGCAGCUGAGGAAGUUAUUUUUGGCCCUGAUAAAGUGACCACAGGUGCAGCCAGUGAUUUUCAGCAAGCCACCAAAAUUGCAACUGCGAUGGUGAAAAGAUUUGGAAUGUCUGAAAAGGUUGGCUUCCGGACUUUGGCCAUUGAUGAUGACUUGAACUGUGUGGGAUUACGUGCUUUUGGCGAUGAAGAUGUUUUUGACAGUGGUCUGUCAAUGGUGAAAGUGAAUGAAGUGAGUCCUGCCAUUCAAGAACAAGUGGAUACAGAAAUUAAACGUCUGCUUCAGGAGUCUUAUGAUCGUGCUAAAGCUAUCCUAAAGAAUCAUACUGCUGAGCACAAAGCAUUAGCUCAUGCUCUGCUAAAAUACGAGACAUUGGACAAAGACGACAUCCAGGCUGUUGUGGAGGGUAAACCCUUAAACAAGUCUUUGUGACCAGACGGCUGUCCUCACAACUGUUCUGUGCAAAUUGUUCAUGCUGAGUGCCUGUGUGGAUGAAGUUGGUACAGAUGAAGGCUUAGGCAGAGGCCACCUGCAAGAAAUACAAAGUUUUCUGGAAUCUGUCAUGUGCUGUGGAAAAACAAAUAAGGUUAUAUCAAAUGGCUGUGUCAAGGAGAAAGGUAUUGUUAACUGUGGUGAAUGGUUAAGCCAAAGUGAAAUUGUUAGCAGCAGAUAAACUGUGAACCUUGUUUCCACGAGUUCUGGAAGUGAAGCACACUCCAAAGACUUUCAGAAUUCUCGUAUUUGUGAGUUUGUGUGUGCCAGCCUUCAGAAGUGUGUUAACCAGGGAAGUAGUAUUAUAGUAGGCUGGUGUAAUGAUUGCUGUUGCAAGGAACAGCUUUUCACCACACAUUGUCAAUUUCAGGAAUAUCUGAAUGUGGAUGGAAAAAUAUAAUGCACAUAUUCCUAUAUAUAUAUGCAUAUGUCAGGAGAGAGCUUUUUCUUUACAAGUGUAUUUCCAAGAAGGAUCAAAGAUCUUAGAACUUCUGAUCUUUAUGUUCAACUGGGGAGUUAAGUAUCUAGUCUUGAAUGCGCUUCUGUCGGAAGUUGUAGUGUGGAAUGGGGUAUUUAGGAUGUCAACUGUUAAUUCUCUUUUUUUUACACUCGUAUUUAUUGAGAGGUAUAUAUAUAUUUAUACAUUUUUUCAACACAAAGAGAGUUUAGACAAACCUUAUUCUUUCGUUAAUAGGAUAUCGAGGUGGAGAAAAUUUAGGGUUUCAUUUUUUUCAGGUGACAUUGUCGGAUUCUAAAAUCUUGGUUCAGCAGCUUACCUUUUGUUUAUUCAUGGAAAACUAAACACUUAACCACAUGUUUUAAUUCCUUUAAUUUUAGCAAUUUCGAAAAUUAUAUAAACGUAAAAAAAUGUUUUGGGUGAGUUUUGUAUGUAUGUGUGUGUAUUUUUUUAAAGUCAUUGUGGCUAGUUAAUGCACUAUGCUAAUGCAUAUAAUUUAUUUUUAAAAUAUGCCUAUUUGUUUCUAAUGAAUUUAAUUUUACUUUUAGAAAUAGUUUUUAUGUUUGUUGAUGAUUAAGUGUGAAAAAAAAUGUUCAGGGUUAAGAAUGACAGAUGAAAGUAUGUAUGUCAGAUGUACAUUGAGAGACUGUAUUACUACUAGUGAUGUGUGAUCUAGAAAGUCGCAAGAUUAGCACACGGUAAAGGUACUGCUGUUUUCACUUAUAUACCCGUGUGCAGCUACUUGUCUAACAUUUAUUGAAUUCUAGGUGUAAGCACGCAAUUGUUUUUCUAACAAAAUUGGUUUUUAUAUUCCUUUUGAAAUAAAAAUAUUCUCCGGAUGACUGGUAGACUAGGUAGACUAUGCGAACACCACAAACAGCCAGUCCUGCAUAAAGGUCUCAACCUGCUUGGAACUAUUGGAAAAGGUCCAAGAGAACAAGCUGUUCAUUUCUCUAAGUCUGUGGUGUGUGUAAAGUCAAGGGAGCAUGACUGGUAAAACCUUAAAGACAGAAGUUAAAUGUCAUUUUAAAUAUCUGGAAAGGACAAACUCAUGCACAUUUUUUUCCCCAUUUCAGAAUCACCUCAAUUGUCCUCAAUAAUUGCUUUACAUUUUUUACAACUUGUUGGUACUGAACACUGAUAAGACUCAUUGUAAAAGUAAUGCAAUAUCCUGGUAAAUAAAGUUGCCUAAAAUA
Molecule: messenger RNA, 4310 nt
Organism: Pomacea canaliculata
Lineage: Eukaryota; Metazoa; Mollusca; Gastropoda; Architaenioglossa; Ampullariidae
Product: ATP-dependent zinc metalloprotease YME1L1-like
Exons: 22
Coding region: 309-2597 (762 amino acids)
Biological process (GO): protein quality control for misfolded or incompletely synthesized proteins; mitochondrion organization
Cellular component (GO): mitochondrial inner membrane
Molecular function (GO): ATP-dependent peptidase activity; ATP binding; ATP hydrolysis activity
Source: RefSeq, a predicted model, not a curated record